This is a messenger RNA of Onthophagus taurus, 1346 nucleotides long. RefSeq names its product exosome complex component Rrp45 (gene Rrp45). Gene Ontology annotation, cellular component: cytoplasmic exosome (RNase complex); nuclear exosome (RNase complex). Gene Ontology annotation, molecular function: mRNA 3'-UTR AU-rich region binding. NCBI's taxonomy places the organism in Eukaryota, Metazoa, Arthropoda, Insecta, Coleoptera, Scarabaeidae. Gene Ontology annotation, biological process: nuclear-transcribed mRNA catabolic process, deadenylation-dependent decay; nuclear polyadenylation-dependent rRNA catabolic process; rRNA catabolic process. The record is from RefSeq and is a predicted model, not a curated record.
UUUGAAAGAAUUUGACAUUUGACAUAACCUAAGAAAAAUUAAAACAUGUCUAAAAUAAGAGAAACUUUAGUUUCAAAUUGCGAAAAGAAGUUUGUUUUAAAAAACUUAUCGGAACAUAAAAGAUUAGAUGGAAGAGCAUUUGAAGAAUUUCGCGCAAUAAAAAUCGAAUUUGGGAAAGAUUGGGGCUCCUGCCAUGUAACUUUAGGCGAGACGAAAAUUUUAGCUCAAGUAUCAUGCGAAAUCCAACAACCAAAAGCGUCACGUCCCAGCGAAGGCCUACUCAAUAUAAAUUUGGAAUUAAAUCCUUUAGCUGCGCCUCAUUUCGAACCUAAUCGCCAAUCGGAUUUAUCUGUUCAAUUAAACAGACUCUUAGAGAAAGGAUUAAAAGAUUCAAAAGCGGUGGAUUUGGAAUCUUUGUGCAUUAAACUAAAUGAAAAAGUUUGGUCUUUUCGAGUGGAUAUAAAUGUUUUAAAUCAUGAGGGGAAUAUUUUGGAUGCUGCCUCAGUUGCUGCAUUAAGUGCAUUAACUCAUUUUCGAAGACCUGAUGUAACUUGUGAAGGGGAAGAGUUUAUUGUGCAUAAUUUUGCGCAACGGGACCCAAUUCCUACUGUGAUUCAUCAUUAUCCCAUUUGUAUUUCAUACGGGGUUUUUAAUAAUGGUGAAAUAAUUUUAGCAGAUCCAACUUUAUUGGAAGAAAAUGUAUCUCAAGCACAAUUAUCAUUAUCAUUAAAUGCUUAUAAAGAACUUUGUGGAGUCCAUUUAGGUGGAAAUGCCCCAAUUGGUAUUGAAUCUAUCAUGAAAACAACAAAUAGUGCUUCAAAAAGGGCUAAAGAGAUUAUUGAUUACAUUAAGAAAAGCAUUGAGGAAGAUUCUAUAAAAAGGAAAUCUAAACAACAUAUUGGAUUUAAUCAAACUCUUUAUAAUGACACAAACGUUUUACCAACAUUGGCAAACGAAGAAUUAACUAAAUGUUUAGAUAAGUGGUCAGUAAACAAAAAGAAGAGGGCUAAAAAACGAAGAAGAUCUAACAAUGAUGAUAAUAAAUAUUCUGAAACAACAAACUUUGAAAAAUUGGGUAAAAAUGCUGUUGCUUUGAUACCUUGUGAUGAUGAAAAGAAUGAUUGGGUUGUUAGUAGUGAUGAGGAACAAGAAACUCCGCAAGUAUCAGUUAAAAAUGUUAAAAAGAAUAAAAAUCAACGAAAAGACGAAAAGAUGGAGCUUGGUGAUAGCGAAGAAGAAAAUGUGGUAAUUCUAAAUCCAACUCAAAAGAAGGAACGAAGAAAGAAAAAAUAUUAAAAUCUGAUUAAGCAAUUACAGUUUUAAUUCUUUACUGUUGUAUUAUACAC